GGAGAGAAGGCGAGGGGCACUGGGGCUAGGGAACAAGGGCCACGAAGGGACUAAGCAAGAGCGGGGGACGAAGCCUUAUUUGUGGGGUAAAGCUCCGGGUAGCUUUAGGCGCUGGAGCUUUAGCACUACACUGGCCACCCCCGGCACCGUCCCAGGAUUCACGUCCACCAGGCAGAGCCAGCCCCUCUCACACAAAAGCUCUUUAACUAGCCUCUCAUGAAACAAUGGGGAGCGGGCGACGAGGAGAAGGGAGAUCAGUGAAGUAUUUCUGGUUGUGCCGUUUGUUUCUCUCUUCGGGACCAUGAAACGCAGCGUGGGCGGUUUCGCUUUCUGGUCCCCAGGCUCCAUACAGCGGCCGGACUUCUCCUCUGGAGGACUCUCGGGCCCCGCAGCGCUAUGAUCCUGCAGGGGAAACGUUUAAAUCCGGAGCUGGGGAUUAAGGUACAGAGAGAUCAAGCGAUCUCCUGCAUCCCAGUUUAGUGACCUAGCAACAAGACCUGCUUUCCUCAUGGCACAAAAUGAAUUGUGGGAGCAAUUGUCUGUCCUUCUGCAUGAAGAGAACUGUGGGAAGGCAUUGGACGACUAUCAGCAUUCCGGCUGAGACACUGACACCAGAGCAGAUAACAGAGUACAAAGGCGUCUUCGAGAUGUUUGAUGAGGAGGGCAAUGGGCUAGUGAAAACAGAUGAACUGGAGAAGCUUAUGAGCUUGAUGGGAAUCAACCCAACCAAGAGAGAGCUGGUGACAAUGGCAAAGGAAGUGGACAAAGACAAUAAGGGCACCUUCAACUGUGACAGUUUUCUGGUUUUGAUGGGCAUUUAUCAUGAAAAGGCUAAAAACCAGGAUGAAGAGCUGAGGGCAGCAUUCAAGGUCUUUGAUAAGGAACACAAAGGCUACAUUGAUUGGAAUACACUCAAGUAUGUACUGAUGAAUGCUGGAGAACCACUAAAUGAACAGGAGGCUGAACUGAUGAUGAAAGAAGCUGAUAAGGAUGGAGAUGGAACCAUUGAUUAUGAAGAGUUUGUAGCCAUGAUGACUGGAGAAUCCUUUAAGCUUGUUCAGUAGAGUUCUGCAGAAGAAUUAUAUCCUUUGUUACAAAGAUCCUUCCUAGACACCCUCACCUGCAAGGGCUGCAAUUCCUCUCAAGAUGCUGUGAUCUGGAGAUGUCUCUGAACACCACUCACACACUAUCCAAGUCUGAGGAACUUCACCUGGCAUUCACAGCAGGAGGAAGCUACAGACCAGAGCAGAGCUGAGAGACUCCUCUCACAACAGGUGUGGAAGCUCUUGCAGGACAGAUUCAGUUAUUCAAGGAAGCUAUUUUGGGCCAUGGAAAUUGUACAGGAGCCAUAAUUUAUGUUUAUUAAUAAACUUUAUAAAGAAGGUUUUUCCAAUAUGGCUUUAAAGAGUCCUGUGACAGGAACACAGUGUACUUGGGAAAGGAAUGCAUGUGCUUUGCCAGGACUCUCACUUCUCCUGUAUAAAUCAUUCCUGGGACUGAGAAUUGCUCCCAGGUCCACACCUACUUUUAUCCAUCUCAAAAAGAGUUCACACCUUGGUUAGAAAUGCCUAAACUUCACUUCUGCAUGGUAGACUAAAUAAAGCUACCCGAGGGAGUGCCUGAGAACAUGAGUCACAUUGCACUGAAUUUCAAGCUCACAAUAAUUCAGUGUUUCAAGUGGGCUUGGAAAAACAUUGAGGAAACCUGUGAAAAGAUGCAGUCAGGGUUGGGUAACAGAUGGAAAAGCUUAUAAUGCUGCAAGCUGGUUCUGAACCAAGAGCAUAGCAUAUAAGGGGAAGGGCAUUGGACUUGGGGAAAGCAGAAGGAAUCCUGGUAACACUGCAUGUCUGUGCUCUCGAGUACAAGUGGGUUAAAGCAAGCUAUUAAGUCAGGAGAAAGCACUAGGGAAUUGGUCCAUCCUGGCUCAUGCGCUGUUCAUUGUGGGCCAGAUUUUCAAAAAUAUUUAGGCACCUAAAGGUGCAGAUGGCACUUUUGAAAAUCCAUUUGGUGCUUGUCUGCCACUUUAGAUCCAAAUACCUUGGAAAAAUCUGGCCAUUUGCCCUAUAUUUUAGAAUGAACUAGAAGUUAUUUCUUCUAACCUAUCUGUACCCUCUUGCUCUAUAAAACUUUUUAAAUUCAGAAGACCCAACACUCAACUCUUGCUGGUGGGGAGGAAGGGGGAAGCUCACAGGAUCUCUGGCCAAAAGCAUAUGCUACCCUGUGAACUGAACGUAGUGCUUAUUUCUGCAUAAGAGCUAGGACUCUUCCUCCUGCCUCAGGAGGUUAUUGAAAUGAAGAACUGUAGUCAAGUGAAGAUAUUCACCUGAAGACAAACACUCAAAAGGCAGCAGUUGUGGUUUUGGACUAUAUUUGAGGAACAUAUAUGUUGCAAUGGUUUAACUAAAGAUGUGAUUUUAAACUGAUUUAGUUAAUCUAGUGCAAACCCCUGUGCGGACACGCUUAGUUCAAUUUAAACCAGAUUUAUUGCAGUGCAGCUUAAAUAAAUUGGGAAUCAGCUUAAGCUAAAACAGCAAUAACCAAAAUAAGAGUGUCCAGUUUUUAAACUGAUUUAAAUUAAGAGAGUUGAGACUGUUUAUGUAGACCAGGCCUAAACAAAUGCUAUCUCACAGGCAGGAGUAGAACUGAGCUCAGUUUGCAAGUGGCACAAUCCAAUGGCUUUUCAGAAACCAUUCUUUCCAUGCUGAUUCAGAGACCUGAACAGCUAGGGUUUUUUUUGGCAUCUACAAAGCUCAGACAUCAUUGAAAAUAUGAUUGGCAGUCUUCUUUAGCCUAUUGUAUAUUUGCAUUGCACUAAUGCCGAGAGGCCUCAGUGGGGGAUUGGGGCCUUUUUGUCCUAGGGUAAUUAUGAAUGGGUCCAUAGUAUUUUCCAUAGCACACAGCCCUCCAGUACAGGAUAGUUCAAGCAGGCAGCAUACACAUAUCCAUAGAUUUCAAAGAGGCUUUGCUUUUAUCCACAAAACACUGUCCAGACCAGUCCUUGUCUUACUCCAGCAGCCACCAAUCACAUCCUCAAAUGACUCCUCAAGCUCACCACACUUGCUUUGGUCAGUGAGCAAAUGUGACUUGUUUCUACCAGCUCUGAGACGACAUGAAGAGCUCACACAGCACCCAUCUCAUGCUCAGUCAAGGAUCCCACUAGAUCUCUUGCACCUAUAUGCUCUUCUUAUGCAACAACAGGCCUUCACUCUGUUCCAGCAAUGCAAUCACAGGAACAUUCCUCUAGAGUCCAUGGUUAUCUCCCCUCCUUAGGAAAUUUUCCCUGUCCCAAUCACUACUAGUCUGAACAGACCCUGUGUCCAAACAUGAAGGACUCUCUCUCUCUCUUUGAUUCCUAAUAUCUCAUCUUUAUUUACUAGCUUGGUCUUUCCUUUUAACCCUCUAGGGCUCUCCUUUCAUUCACCUCUUAAGUAAAAUAAGCAAAUAUUUUUUCAAACCUAUCUUUAUGUUGAUUUUGAACAAGCACAGUUCACCAGUGGGUAAUGCUUUCCCUAAGCUGCCCUGGGAAAUCCCCCAGCUUCCUGAAAACCACCAGCUUCCCAACAGACCAAUUAUAAGAUAAUUGAGAGUAGGUUUAAUAUUUCUUCCCAUCAUGGCCACAAACCCUUCAGUGGUGGUAACUUCCCAGCACUUGUUAGCUAAUAAAGCCUCCUAUGCAAUGCAGGCUACUGGCUCUUUAGGGAAUAAUUUUACUUGCCUACUUCACAGGGGCGUUGGGAGGGUUCCUGACAUGGUUUCAUUAUUCAGAUGGUGCCAGUCUGUACCAUAAACAAGCACAAGUUGUCCUCGGGGGUGGUAGGGAGUGCUUGGCUAGUCCUUUGUACCUCGGCAAUGGGCAGCAGAUUGAAGAAGAGAAGCUCUCACCUCGCCAGCCAAGGAGGCUGGGGGAUCUGUGGUAGGGGACAGGACAGGAGGGGGAGCUGCACUCCCCACUUGAUCACCUGGGAAUAGGAGCUAGAAUGUGAAAUGAGUUGAGCAGUGAACUGUAAGCAUCAGUCCUACAAUGUGAGCAGGCCCCAGCAUCUGCACAGAGUCCCACAGACUUCAGCAGGUCUCUGGUCAGGUGCAGGGGUUCAUUUGCAUACGGUGCUUUGCAGAAUCAGGACCUUAGUCCAGUUGGUAGCUUCCAUAUCACCAAACCUCCAGCCUGUUUUGGCAAGUCUCAGCAGCAAUACCUGGGACGCAAAUGGCUGCAGAGACUUAAUACACUUGAAAGCACCACCCUCCAAAUCAGACUUGAGGAGCAGUGGGGCAGGUUGCCCUGCCUGACCUACCUCAGGCAGUUCUAUGGCCUAUGCCCUUAGAACCUGAGCACCCUCAGUCACUACUGUAUUUAUCCUUGCAACAUCUCCAUGAAACAGAUCCACAGGAGCCAAAGUGAGUAACAAGAAGUGGUGGAAGAUGGAGAUAUACCCCCUCUCUCCUUACAGUAAAAUCUGGUUUUAAUUAGGACAAUUUCACAAUGACCAGAAUUACAAUUAGCACAUUGCAAUUCAUUGCGUAAUGUCCUAGGCCCAUCUCAUCAUAUCCAUGUACCUCACCGGGACUCUGGGACGGGCAAAAGAGACACACCACAGAGAAUCCAUCAGGUUUUACACUAAUCCCAGUGCAAAACUUUGAGAAUUUUAGCCUGUGCUGUCUGAAUACAAAUAGAAUGCAAAUACAACCAAUAACUGUACUGAGAGUAAAAAAAUUUUAUUUGAAAAAUUGAAUGGAAAAUAGCCCUUUUUCUCAACAAACAAAUGUGCUGAAAAUUUCCAUCUCUUUUGAAAUUUUCCAAUUUGUUUGUGAAAAAACAAAACCUGAAAAUCCCCAGUUUUGGAGAGCAGGGGAGGGGUAUCGUCAAACCAGCUCUACUCACUACUUAACUUAGUUUCAAAUCUCAGUGCUUUGACAUAAGGAGCUUCCCCUUAACUGCAUCAUAUUACAUUGAAUCACUCUGUACAACAGGAAUACUCUGAAAGUCAACUACAGUAUCAUUGCAAAGUGCAGUGUUUGGGACCGUUACCUCAGCUCUGUUUAAGAGGGGAAUGUAUGUAAGCAAAACAGCAGGAGUCUUUGUAGAUAGAGGAGGCUGUGUUGUAGAUAGGUUGUGAAAGAGGCAGGAUUAACUUGUGCAGCAUUUCAGAACUCAUGUAGCUUUCUGCAAAAAUAGCACUAUGUGUCAGAAACCAUAUUGGCAAGUUAGAGAGAGCAUGAACCCUGAAUUCUGUAUCAAGUUCCAGUACAAAAUAUGCUAGCACUGGCAGGGGAGAUAUGAUACUCAUUGUACCGGCAACAAUGUUGGCAACCCCUAGAGAGCACCAGUUUCCUAAUCAGAGCACAGCUAUGAUAUUUAAGUUGCUAACUUAGCACCCCCAGCAGGAGCUUCCUGCACAUCAUUUGCAGAAAGGGCCUGCUGCCAAACUUGUGGGUGUAGACCUUGGAGAUUGCUUGUGCAAGAUCUCUCACCAAGGAGGAUGGAAAGCUUGGGGAAGGGAAGACUGGGCUGUGAGCCACACCUGCUGAACCAAGUUAUUUUAAUAAUACCUAGCUCUUAUCUAACAUUUUUCAUCAGUAGAGCUCAAAGCACUUUACAAAGAGGUCAGUAUCAUUCCCAUUUUGCAGAUGGGGAAACUGAGGCACAGGGAGAUGGCAGCCCAGAUCCUCAAAGGUAUUUUAGGCACCUCAUUCCCAUCAGAAUGAAAGGAGGAUCUAAGCUGAAGUGACUUGCCCAAUGUCACCCACCAGGCCAGUAAUACAAUCCAGGUUCCCUGACUUCCUAGUCCAAUGCUCUAUUUGCUAGACCACACUUCCCAGACAGGCCAGCCUGCUAAACUAAUCCACUGAGCAAAAGACAAGUUGCAGAGGCCAAUUCCCAGGCUGGCUGGGAAAUCACUAUUCAACACAAGUGAGAAGGGUUUAGCAUUGGGGGAACCUGUUGAGGACUCUCAAAAUCAAUUGGCUGGCAAGGAGGAUGUUUAAGAAUCUUGUUCCAUCAAUGUAGUCACACACAAUAGCCUUGGACUCCUAUUUCUUUUGAGGUCCACAGCCAAACUUGACUUCCAGCGUAUGACAGCAACAUCAGGCCCUUGCUCUGUUUUGUCUGCAGCUAAGUGGAGUCAGUGAUGUGGUGUGUCCCUAUACCAUUUAAUCUCCAGCAGGGAGGAAUGUAAGUUGAGCAAGAAGGCUACUUGGGCAGCAAAGCAUGUCAGCAUGUCAGUGGCAUGUGAUCUGAGAAAGGCAAUCCCAACCAUACGGCGGUACCAGGUGCAGUUCAGGGUGAAUAUCACUAUCAUUUCCCUUCAUUAAAUGUCUUUUGCAGGAGCCUUAACUCAGUCAUUAAGUUUCCAUUUGGGCUGGAAUCAAACAAGUAACUUCUUGUGUUUGUGAAGUUUGCUGUACAAAACAUCCCUAAUUGCUUCAGCCAGCAGAAGAGAGUGUUCCAUAUACUCAUGAACUCCUUUUACCAAACACCAGGAUUUCUGUGCCAGUUUGCAGAUAUGCUGAACCAGGGACAACUCCAACUGAAGCCAAUGGGAGCUGCAAAUCUGAAGUACAACUCAAGCCCCUCGUUCAUGCAGUACCAUCAAUAGACUGACAAAACAGGAGUGGUUUUUACGAAGCCAGGUGCAGAUGUUAGGAGCCAGAUUCCAGUUAUUUGGUUGGAUCUUGAUUUUCUCUCUUUCUGUUCUUUCAAUCUGGUCUCAGAAUGCUCCUCACCCCACUACCAGGGCAGGGGAAGGCUUAAUUGAGCCUUCUACAACUCAGGCC
This is a messenger RNA of Dermochelys coriacea (leatherback sea turtle), 6771 nucleotides long. RefSeq names its product calmodulin like 6 (gene CALML6). The transcript has 7 exons. The record is from RefSeq and is a predicted model, not a curated record. NCBI's taxonomy places the organism in Eukaryota, Metazoa, Chordata, Testudines, Dermochelyidae. Gene Ontology annotation, cellular component: myosin II complex. Gene Ontology annotation, molecular function: calcium ion binding. Bases 519 to 1064 code for a protein of 181 amino acids.